This is a messenger RNA of Syzygium oleosum, 527 nucleotides long. Its product is annotated as small acidic protein 1. The record is from RefSeq and is a predicted model, not a curated record. Lineage: Eukaryota; Viridiplantae; Streptophyta; Magnoliopsida; Myrtales; Myrtaceae. The coding region runs from base 112 to 300 and encodes 62 amino acids. The transcript has a single exon.
CACCCGGCGAGUCAACCCCCCCCACACGAGCAUUUGCACAAGCAGGUGGAGCGCUGAACGGCGAGAUCGACGUCGGUGCGAGGGAGCGCGAGAGCGAGCGAGCGAGAGAAGAUGAGACCGACGCCGAUGGAUUACUUCGCGGAGCUUGAGGACCAGGGGGCGACGGUGGCCAUGGACGUGGACGACGUCGACCCGCUCGAGAUCUUCGGCGAGGGCGUCCUCUCCGUCGACAACAAGCUCGCCGACGCCGACUUCUUCAACUCCUUCGAGGACGACUUCGACGACUCCGACAUCAACUGAUUCGAUCCGAUCCCAUCAGUCAUCAUCGCUCUCCAUCUCACCACCCACCUCCCCUCCCAUCCUCCGCGCGGCUUCGCGUCUUUCCGUCCUAGGUUUCCAGUUGUCGGUGUGAUGGGAUUGCUGUUAAUCACUUCCUCAGUAUAGAGACAUAUAAAUAUAUAUUCAGAAAUUGACUGUUUGUUUGCGUAUUGCUAUAUCGAUCAUAUGGUUCUCGGCCCUUUGAUGAA